AUGGCUGCCGCGCCCACUGCCGUCCCGUCUUCUUCAUCCUCAUCCUCCGUCUCUCUAUGGACUUAUGAUGUGUUUUUGAGUUUCAGAGGAGAGGAUACACGGAAAAACUUCACAAGUCAUCUCUAUGCCGCCCUGGUCAGGAAAGGAAUCGAAACAUUCAAGGAUGACGAGAAACUGCAAAGAGGAGAGCUGAUCUCUGAAGCCCUCGAAAAGGCAAUCAAGGAAUCCAAGUUUUCCGUUAUCAUAUUCUCAAGAAACUAUGCUAAUUCGAGAUGGUGCCUACAAGAACUCGCCUUGAUUAUGGAGGAAUGCUGCAGGGAAAAGCAUCAUGUCCAAAAGGUUUUUCCAGUUUUCCUCACGGGCGUGGAUCCUUUGGACGUACAGCACCAGAAGGGGAGCUUUGGAGAGCCUUUUAGAGAGCACGAAAAGCGCUUCAGCCCUGAGAUGGUGGGAAGGUGGAGGUCAGCCCUAAGUGCAGCUGCUCAACUCUCCGGAUCCGGAUGGAGUUUAACAGAUUUUGGAUUGAUGGCAACUCACACUGUUAUCCCAUCUUCUUCCGACUGUGGAUGGAAUUACGAUGUAAUAUUGAAUUACAAAGAAGAUGAAGAAACGGGAAACAAUUUCGCAAGUAACCUCUACGCUUCCCUGGAGAGGGCCAAUUUCAAAACAUUUCUCAAGGACCACCAUGAGAACUCGAAGAGAGGAGAGCAGAUGAUCUCUGAGGAGCUCAAGAAAAGAAUCAAGGAAUCAAGAUGCGCAAUUAUCAUAUUCUCUAGGAACUAUGCUUCUUCAAGACGGUGCCUUGAAGAGCUUGCCUUGAUAAUGGAUUGCAGGAAAAAUCUUGGCCAAAGGGUAAUUCCUGUUUUCCUCAUGGGUGUGGAAGGAUCGGAUGUACGGCGUCAAAAGGGGAGCUUUGAAGAGCCUUUUCGCAAACACCAAGAGUGCUUCGAGGGAGAGGUGGUGGAAAGGUGGAGAUCAGAUUUGAAAUUAGCAGGUGAACUCUGUGGGUUGAACUUGAAAGACUUUCCUAACGGGGAUGAAGAGAAGUUGAUUAAAAAGAUAGUGAAGGACGUCUCCAAUGCGCUGGGUAUGAUCCCUUCUCCAAAGCCUGUGAUAGAGAUCCCAGCCGAGGCAAUUAUAAUCGAGAAUCAGUCAUCUACUCAACGCACACUACAACAGAUGCUUGAUUGCAUAGGUGAUCCUGAUCCACGUUUUGGCAUCAUUGGAGUGUAUGGUAUGGGGGGAGUAGGUAAAACCACUCUUGCCAAAGAAGUAAACAAUCACUUCGAAAAAGAUUUGGCCAGAGGAUUAAAGAUACCUUUUGAGACUGUGAUAAUGGUCACAGUGUCUGCCAUUCCCGACAUACGAAGUAUCCAAACCAAUAUCAGUAAGCGCCUGGGAUUACAAAAUAAUAGUGAGGCUGAUGCAUUGUUUGAAGUCCUAAGGAAGAAGAAAUUUCUUCUAAUUUUGGAUGAUGUGUGGUGUGAAUUAAAGCUCGAGGAUGUUGGAAUCCCUUACCCUCCAAACGACAAAGGGAGCAAGAUCCUAGUGAUUAGUCGGAUUCAAGAUACUUGCACUGAUAUGGGUGCUAGUAAAACAAUAAAAGUGCAUCCAUUAUCUAAUGCCGAGUCGUGGAAGCUCUUCGUUAAAAAAGCUGGUGAACAUGUUGCUGCUGAUGAUAUAAAGCUUUUAGCUGAAAAAAUUGUUGGAAGGUGUAAGGGUCUUCCUCUUGCAAUUGUCACUGUUGCUCGAGCAAUGGCAAAUCGACAUGGAGUUCGGGUGUGGGAGAAUGCCUUAAGGGAAAUGAAGCAAUCAGCAAAAGAUCUCCGAGGUAUGAUAGAUAAAGUAUUUGUUCCUUUGAAAUUCAGUUUUGAUAGUUUGGAGAAUGAUAUGGUAAGGAGUCUAUUUCUUUACUGUGCCUCUUUCCCUGAAGAUUAUAGCAUAUUGAGGAACCCCUAUUUCCCUGACCUAGAGGGAAACGAGUUUUUAAAUUAUUGCGUUGCAGAGGGAUUAGCAGAUAAAUUAGGGAGUUUGAAAGCUGCUAGGGAUAAAGUUGAGGAUCUGAUUGAGAGCUUGAAAAUUGCUUGCAUGUUGGAAGAAGGAGAGUCUAAAGGCAGUGUGAGGAUGCAUGAUAUGAUGCGGGAGCUUGCACUUUGGAUUGUUUCUUCAGAUGCUAAUAGUAGCCCCAAUUUCUUGAUAAGGAGUGGUGCAUCAAUUAAAGAGGCACCACAAGCUCACGAGUGGCUAGAUGCAACAAGGAUUUUGCUACUAGAGACCCGGAUAGAAAAGUUGCCGGAGUUGGGAGAGACGUGUCGAAAACUAACAACUUUGUUGUUCACGCAGAAUAAGAGCCACAUUGUUAUCCCCCCAACAAAUUUCUUUCAACACAUGGAUCAUCUUAUCGUACUCGAUCUAUCUUACUCAUUUUUGGAAUCUCUCCCAGAUUCCUUGUCAUGUUUAGUGAAACUUCAGGUGCUUAGGCUACUGUAUUGUAAAAGGUUGAGAACAUUGCCUGCAGUGGGAAUGCUUCGACAGCUCCAAAUUUUAGAUUUAUCUGGUUGUGAUAUGUUAGACCAGAAAAUCCUCGGAUCUGAAUGCAUGCGAGGUGUAAGUAAUUUAAGAUACUUAGAUGUGCGAUGGAGCAAGGUUUCUAUUCUAGUUGGGGUAAUUUCUUGUUUGCACAAAUUGGAGGAAUUGAGAGUGUGUGGUGCUGAUAAAAUAAAAUGGAGGGUGAGUGUUGCUGAAGAUGAAAAGUGGGAUGAGAGUGGGUGUAGUGACGAUCAUCAACCCUCCAUCAUCGAUGUGGGGGAGUUGUCCCAAUUGACCUAUUUAACAUCUCUUUCCAUUUCCUUGGAAGAUAUCAUUAUUUCUGAUUGGUUCAAACCUUUGGCCAAGAAGAUUAUGUGGUUGAGUCUAACACGUUGCAGAGUCAUUAAACAAGAAGCUCUAGAAGCUCUCAAUGAAGCCCAAAAUCUGCAAGACUUAUGCAUUGAGGAUUGCUCAGGUGUGACAAGUGUGCGCAUUGCUACUCUGCAUACUACAUUGAUAAACUGUGAAGACUUGGAGUUGGUGUGGGAUCAUGGAGCAGAGUUCUACCACCGAGAUUCCUUUACAAUAUUAGCCCUAACAAGAUUACCAAAAUUGAAAAGGAUAUGUGUUAGUCUCGCACCACCACCAAAUUGCUUUGGCCAACUAUCGUGGAUAGAAAUAGCCCAAUGCAAUAGCUUGAAGAUGGUCUUUAUGAGGGGAAUGCCACGCUUGUUCAACAACUUAACACACUUUGCUGUUACUGAAUGUGAUAGAAUGGAAGUAAUAAUUGAAGCAGAGGAAGAAGAUCGAAGUGGCCGCUCGCAGACGGUGAGCUUGUCCUUUAGUAGCUUGAACCAUGGUGCUGAUAAGCCUUUGGUGAGAAUGUCUGCUACUUGA
This is a messenger RNA of Telopea speciosissima, 3426 nucleotides long. Its product is annotated as disease resistance protein RPS2-like. Gene Ontology annotation, molecular function: ADP binding. The transcript has 5 exons. Gene Ontology annotation, biological process: signal transduction; defense response. Lineage: Eukaryota; Viridiplantae; Streptophyta; Magnoliopsida; Proteales; Proteaceae. Bases 1 to 3426 code for a protein of 1141 amino acids. The record is from RefSeq and is a predicted model, not a curated record.